GCCUUGCCCGCACGGAUGUGGGGCCCAGAGGGCUCCGGGGCACCGGGGACGUGCCGCUCUGAGGGACGGCGAUCUUGGAGUCCCGGCUGCGGCGUUUCCGUGGCGGGGGGAGCCGUGCCGCGCCAGGACGUGCCCGGGGCCGUGCCCGCUCCCGCUCCCGCUCCCGUUCCCGACCGGGCGGGGCAGCGGCGGCCCUUCCUGCUGCGGAGGGGCGGCGCGGCGGGGCAUGGCGCUGGUGACGGUGCGGCGGGCGGGGGGCUCCGCCGGGGGCCCCGCGGAGGAAGAUGCUCCCAGACGUGGCCAACUGCAGCGACGAGCUUCGUCAUGGUCAAGGGGGCAGCGCGGCUGCUGCCGGCAGAGGAGCCGCCCCCGGCCGAGCCCCCCGCGGCCGAGCCCCCCUGGCAGGCCCCGGGACAGCAGGAGCAGCACCUGCACCUCAUGAUGCAGCUGCUGCGCCCCCAGGACGCCAUUCGGCUGGCGGUGCGGCUGGAGUCAGUGCAGCCGCGGCGGGUGCGGUACCUGCUGGUGGUGCGGCCGGAGGAGGCGGGAGCUGAGGCGGAGACGGCGCUGCUGGGUGUGGAUUUCUCCCACGAGGGGGCCACCCGCUGCACUCUGGGCAUGGUGCUGCCCCUCUGGAGCGACACCCAGGUGUUCCUCGACGGCGACGGGGGUUUCAGCGUGACAUCGGGGGGACAGACACGCAUCUUCAAGCCCAUCUCUGUGCAGACCAUGUGGGCCGCGCUGCAAGAGCUGCACCUGGCCUGCGAGGACGCGGCCCGCGGCGGGCACAUCCCCGGAGGCCCCGCGCUGGCCUGGGCCCGCGGCUACGCGACAGCGCUGGGCUCGGAGCAGAGCUGCCUCAACGAGUGGCUGGCCAUGGCUGACCUCGAGUCCGUGCGCCCCGCCUCGCCCACAGCCCUGCGGCCGGCCGUGCUGGAGCUGUCGGAGCAGGCGGUGCGGGCGCUGCUGCGGGAGGUGAUGGCCGCUGCCGACCUGGAGAACGUCACCUCCAAGGAGGUGCGGGAGGAGCUGGAGCGGCGCACGGGACACAGCCUGGCCGAGCACAAAGAUUUCAUCGACAACGAGAUGCUGCUGGUGCUGGCGCAGAUGGAUCGGCCUUCCCGUGUCUUCCCGCACCUGUUCCUGGGCUCCGAGUGGAACGCAGCCAACCUGGAGGAGCUGCAGCAGAAUAAGGUCACCCACAUCCUGAAUGUGGCGCGGGAGAUCGACAACUUCUUCCCGGCGCUGUUCACGUACAUGAACGUGCGAGUGUACGACGAGGAGGCGGCCGAGCUCCUGCCCCACUGGAACGACACCUUCCUCUUCCUCUCCCGCGUCCGGGCGGCGGGAGGCCGGGCGCUGGUGCACUGCCGGAUGGGGCUGAGCCGCUCGGCCGCCACGGUGCUGGCCUACGCCAUGAAGGAGUUCGGGUGGCCCCUGGAGCGGGCGCUGCGGCACGUCCGGCACUGCCGGCCCGGUGUCCUGCCCAAUCCCGGCUUCAUGCGCCAGCUCGACUUCUACGAGGGCAUCCUGAGUGCCAGGUCUGUGGCAGCCGGCACAGCAGCCUGUGGGAGCCCCGGCCGGCCGAGCAGGCGCCGCACCCCGAGGAGGACACGGCGAGGGACACGAGCGGGCUGUCCUCGCUGUCCUCCUCGCUGUCCUCCUCGCUGUCCUCCCCGCUGGCGUCCCCGCAGCCCUCCGAGGAGGAGGCAGCUGCUGGGGGGCUGCUGGGGGCUUCCCGGCGCCCCCGCAUCUCCCUGUGCUCCGUCAUGCGGAGUAUCAGCCUGCUGGAGACCCCCGAGCAGCUGGGGGAGCCCCUGGCCGAGGAGGUGUUCGAGGCCGCGGAGGAAGCAGAGGGUCCAUCGCCGAGGUCACGGCCCUCGUCCCGCCCGCGCGGGGUGGUGCGCCAGGCCAGCCUGGAUGGCGGCCCCGCCCCGCUGUGUGACCACAUCCAUGGUGACGGCCACACCCAGGCACCUGGCCACGCUCACAGCGAUGAACCCACUCCUUAAUUUGGGAGGCAUGGCACAGCGCCUCCUCGCUGCCAUAGCAACAAGGGGACGGGAGUGGCCUACGGCCGGGGGCGUGGCCAGCGGCCGGCGCGCCCCGCCCACGCCCCGCCCGCACGCUGAGGCUGGGAGGUGCUUCUGCCUCAGCGCCACACGCACAGACACCUACACCACUCCUGCACUGGCAAUAAAGUGUGGAAAUGCAGCUCCUCAUGGCCUUGUGACCCUGAGCACCUGGAAGGUUGGGGUGCUGUCAGUAGGGACUAGAGUGAACGCUUUGGGGGCACCGGGCGGUCACGGGAAUUCAGCGGCGCCAUGUUGUGCGGCACGGAGGAAACUACAACUCCCGGCGACCUUUGCGCGAAAACAACUUCCGGGUUGCCACGGCAACCGUCGCGGCCUAGGCCGGGACUGGCGCCUAGACUGGAAUCAGGAGUGGAAUUGGUGCUGGAAGAGGAACCAAGGGAGUCCCGAGGCCUGACAGCGGAGGACUAAAGCACAGAGAGCCGCAGCUCGUUGUGGCCGUGGCGGAGGGGAAAGCCGGGUGCUCCCCCCACCACCCCGUGAGAUGGCGUCAACCCCCUCCCUUCACAUUAUGUCACCCCUGACCCACAGGACACCUUCGGGUUGCUCCAAGCCCCAUCCAACCAGGCCUUGGACACUUCCAUGGGCAGCUAUGGCAGACACUUCUCUGGGCAAUCUGCCAUGGCCUCACCACCCUCACAGGGAGGAAUUUCUUCCCAAAACCCCACCUAAACCCACUCUCCCAGGGAAGGAGCUUCCUGGCUGGAACUGCCCCUGAGGUUGCUGCUGUCCAUCUCCUUGGGCUGUUCCUGCAGCUGGAGCCAUCCCAGACAUUUCCUCCUUUCCUGGGACACCCCACAGGCUGGGACUGGCCCUCUGCCAAGGAAGCAGCAUGGGAAUCUCCUUCUUCCCACCAGGAGGGCACAACCCUGGGUUGGCUUGUUUUUUGGGGGUCCACCUAAACAUCUCCAUCCUGUGCCCAGCAGAGGAAUUAUGCCUCUGUAGAAGAUAUCCAAGGGACAGUAGCUCCAACAGAGGGACCAGAUCUGCCUGGAUAACAUGAUCCAGAGGGUCAGGAGCCUGCAGUGCAAGUGGGACGGGAAUUGUGGGUGUCCCCCCUCACCCAUCCCAGCCUAUCCCUGGUUACUACUGGCUCAAACA
This is a messenger RNA of Oenanthe melanoleuca, 3194 nucleotides long. RefSeq names its product slingshot protein phosphatase 3 (gene SSH3). Gene Ontology annotation, molecular function: actin binding; protein tyrosine/serine/threonine phosphatase activity. The transcript has 14 exons. Lineage: Eukaryota; Metazoa; Chordata; Aves; Passeriformes; Muscicapidae. The record is from RefSeq and is a predicted model, not a curated record. Bases 16 to 2490 code for a protein of 824 amino acids. Gene Ontology annotation, biological process: actin cytoskeleton organization; negative regulation of actin filament polymerization; protein dephosphorylation. Gene Ontology annotation, cellular component: cytoplasm.